AAAAUACUAUUUUGUAGCCAUUAAAGAAAACUAAAAACAAAAGGUAAUUAAGCAAAAAGUGAUGAAUUAUAUAAAUUCUCUAUCUCAGCCAUUGAUAUCUAAAAUCUCUUCUUUUGUUCUCUCUCUCUCUCUCUCUGCGCUUCGGUUUCUCCUUUCAUCUCUACGAUAAAAACAAUGUUAUUCCAUCAUUGGUUUCUCCAAUUUACACUCAUAGUAACACUAUUCCUAAACUUGGAAGCCAUUCAAAUAAACCACCAAACCCUAAAGACACAAUCUUUUCUCUCCCCAUUAUUCACUUUAACUCCUGGCUCAGUAAUUGAAAAAUUCUACUACAAUCUCAACUUUCCCAAAGGCCAUAUUGCAAUAAAGAGCUUCGAUGCUGAAGUUGUCGACGAACAAGGUAACCCCGUCUCGCUUUUCGACACAUAUCUCCAUCAUUGGACAAUCGUAAGAUAUUACCAACGACACCAUAAAACCAAAACAACGAAUCACACGAUGAAUGCCGAUUAUGCAAACUCUAUUAUUAUCGCGGGUAAUAACGGAGUUUGCCAACGACAUACAUUAUCGUAUUUUUAUGGUAUGGGAACCGAAGCGAGGAAAACAUCAAAUUUUCUUCCAGACCCAUAUGGAAUUGAAGUUGGGAAUGAAAAGGAAGUUCCUUUAGGGUAUGAAGAGAAAUGGGUUCUUAAUGUUCAUGCCAUUGAUACUAGAGGUGUGGAGGAUAGAAUUGGAUGUCUUGAGUGUAAAUGUAGUUUGUAUGAUGUUAGCAAAGAUGAAUUGGAUGAUGAUUAUAAAGGAGGAUUUAAAUGUUGUUAUGAUAAAGCUCAAUGUAAAGUGAGGGAAGGGUACAAUGGAGAGGAAAGGAACUUGUACAUGAAAUAUACAGUGCAAUGGGUUGAUUGGGAUGAUAAUUUUGUGAUUCCAGUUAAAGUUUAUGUAUUUGAUGUGACUGAUACUUGGAAGCCGUCGACUGACUCAUCGGGAUUAAUAUCUCAAGAACACGAUUGUCAGGUUGAGUAUGAUGUAGAAUCUUGCUCCCUCGAAAACAAGUUGCAUGGUAAAUGUAAUGCUAACAAAAGGUCAAAAGUGAUGUUUCAAGAUAAUGGAUUCAUUGUGUACGGAGUGGCUCAUCAACACAUAGGUGCAAUUGGUGCAACCCUUUAUGGAGAGGAUGGGAGAGUUUUAUGUUCUUCGAAACCAAUUUAUGGAGAAGGAGAUGAAAUAGGAAAUGAAGAUGGGUAUGUUGUUGGAAUGUCAACUUGUUAUCCAAGGUUAGGGCAUGUGAAGAUUAGUAAAGGAGAAAUAGGGAGUCUUGUAUCCAAAUAUGAUCAUACACAAAACCACACUGGUGUUAUGGGUAUAUUUAGUAUUGUGGUUGCUACCAAAUUACCUAACUCAUUGUCUCACAUGGAAGUACGAACAAAUCUUUAGUUUUAGUCACACCCUAAGAAAUAAAAUAAAUCCUUAGUCAUGUG
Molecule: messenger RNA, 1475 nt
Organism: Cucumis melo (muskmelon)
Lineage: Eukaryota; Viridiplantae; Streptophyta; Magnoliopsida; Cucurbitales; Cucurbitaceae
Exons: 5
Coding region: 175-1431 (418 amino acids)
Source: RefSeq, a predicted model, not a curated record